Molecule: messenger RNA, 183 nt
Organism: Fusarium odoratissimum NRRL 54006
Lineage: Eukaryota; Fungi; Ascomycota; Sordariomycetes; Hypocreales; Nectriaceae
Exons: 1
Coding region: 1-183 (60 amino acids)
Source: RefSeq, a predicted model, not a curated record
AUGAAAUGGGACAAAAUUGUCGAUGUCGACACACUUCCGAAGUGGACCAACCCCGUCGGUGUUGCAUACCCACGAUUAGACUACCACAUCAAGAUGGAUUGUGAAGAUGGCACUGUGAACUUCUCACUCCAUUAUCAAGGAUCCAAAGUCGGCGAGGAAGAAGUUGAAGUUCAGUUCAACUGA